Numida meleagris (helmeted guineafowl) is the source of this 4134-nucleotide messenger RNA. RefSeq names its product bone gamma-carboxyglutamate protein (gene BGLAP). Gene Ontology annotation, biological process: regulation of cellular response to insulin stimulus; response to vitamin K; bone development. NCBI's taxonomy places the organism in Eukaryota, Metazoa, Chordata, Aves, Galliformes, Numididae. The transcript is spliced from 4 exons. Gene Ontology annotation, cellular component: extracellular region. Gene Ontology annotation, molecular function: hydroxyapatite binding; structural constituent of bone; calcium ion binding. The record is from RefSeq and is a predicted model, not a curated record. The coding region runs from base 2850 to 3152 and encodes 100 amino acids.
CUCCAGACCCAUCACAGAUUCAUUGCCCUUCUCUGGACAUGCUCCACUGCCUUGAUAUAUUUCUUGUAGUGAGGAGCCCAAAACUGAAUGUAGUAUCCCCUUAUACUCCUUUUGUUUCCUCUUGUGUCACUCUGAACCCAUAAGGUGAAGGAUAGCUGGGAGCCAAAGCAUCAGCAAGAGAAGGGAUAAACGAGGGAUUCGGAUCUGAGGAACAAGGGGCAAGUCCUGUCCUGUGUGGUGAGGAGGCAAUAUGAUGGCUACAGCCACGCAGAAGGAAGGGCCUCUGGGGGUGGAAAGUGGCUGAAGGAGGCAGUGGGUCUCCUUCUCGGUAGCACUAGGCCUUGCCGCUCUCUCUGUUACCCAAGUGGCACCAGGGACAACAGCCAGAACUUGUGGCUCCCACCCCUCUGUUCUGCUCACUCUGUCUCGGAGGCAGCAGGAUGCAGCCACAGCUCUUCGGACACCCAUCGGUGUGGGGUGUGCAGAUGUAAAAUCCUCUAUCUCAGCUCAGCACAGCUUGUUUCAGUUUGCACAUCUCCAGGUUUCCCCAGUGACCUGCAAGUUAGAAAAAUGGGAAAGAUUACAGCACACUGUCAAAGUCUAUAAGGUAUAAAGUAUCAAAUUGUUGAAUAUUCUAUGAAAUUAAGUCUAGAGCCAAAUCUACCUUCCACAGUAGAAACAUACAUCUUUUCAGAAAUAUGCUUUGUGGUUUUGCCAGCUUGGCAGAUGAAUCUUUGGGAAGAAAACAGAUUUAUUUAUUGAAAACACUUCUGAUAGGAAACUCCACCCUGACAGUUGCUGAGGUUUUGUCCAAAGGAAAAAAUGAGAGAGAAAUGAGUGUUGUGAAAAAAAGCUGUUCAGAUUAGGUAUAUUUGCACCCUCAUUUGUUCUGCAUGUUCCUAAGGAGGUGACUAUGAAGAUCACCAACCAAAGCAAAGCUUUCAUACCUUAAAGUCAACAAGUCUGUAGUGUCUGGGUCUGUCCUGACACUGUGACACCACCAAAACAGAAGGCAUGGAGCUAGUGCUGUCUGGGUCUGUGUCCAAAAAUAUCUAGCACUUCCAACCUCCGGUUUACCAGGAUAAAUAAUGAAUAAUAUCAGAGUUUUCAGAGGUUUUUCAUUAAUGUAAGCAAUAAUCAAACAUGCUUGAGAGACUACAUGCUGAUUGAAAAGCUUAGGAAAAGCUAGGAAGAGAAGUAAGGCUGUUUGGAUGACUAGAAUUUUGUAUUUAUACUCUUCCAAGCUUUCUUUUGCAAACGUUGCUUUCCUAGGAUACCUAUCGCUUCUAGAUAUUUAUUUAUUUUUAAACUAUUGCUCUCUAAGACACUUCUUCUGGGUAUUAUUAGUAUAUAUAUAUUCAGUCUGUCCUGGACUGUAGAAAAGCUAAACUUUUUUUUUAUUCCUGAAAUUUCUCUGAUUUCUAUGUAAGAUGAAAGACUGUGUUACUAAUAAUCAGCAGAAUCUCCAGUGGCUGUGACUGCCCUUGAGAGCCUUUUAAUUCUGUAACCCUGUGUGUGGGGCUGUGGAGGACCAAAUGCAAAGUGGAGGAAGAUGUGAUCCAUGUGCUAUGUAGGACGUGACUUUGGGAACUUGGAUGGAAUAGUGGAAUAUAGAAAUAUGUGGUACUGGUAGACAAAAGCAUCUCAGCAUGAGGAGGAAGAGGACAUUUAGUCAUACUGUGUGUGAGGAAGAGCACUGUCUGUUGUCUGACUUUGAAUAAAUGUCAUUUAGCCAUAAGCUGAAAUGCCACCAUAGCGCAGGCCAUACCCGAUGACAAUUCAGCAUUUAAUACAGAGCUGUGAUACUCACUAAAAUUCUACUGAACUGAGGAGACAAAAACACAGCUUGAGGUCACUUCAAAUACAUGGUUUGUUGGUUGGUUAGUUGGUUGACGGGUUGGUGUGUUGGCUGGUUACCAGUACUACAAGCAGUGUAGGCUCUGGAUGCUCCUUGGUGGGUCUGAGCAGGGACAGCAGAGAUACUUCCAUACACACGGGGCUUUGCAAACACCAUCACUGGUUGGGGAGCAUGCUGACAUGAGCUGUCAGGAGCACAGUCUUUCCUUUGGGUCAGGGCCUGGCAAGAGCCAGUUCCCCACAUGUGCCUCUUGAUGUACCCAAAUAACCAUAGUAACCCAAGACCUGAAGAGCAAAACAUCUCUGGAGUCUCGAGGCUUAUUUGAUGUUGAGACAAGAGAAGCCAAGCCAAUAGCCUCCAAACUGAGAAGAUUUCCAGGAAGAAAAAAGAAAGGCCCCACCCCGCUAUCUGUCAAAGAUCACAAUAUUGUAAACAUCUCAAAUCUCUGCAAUGGUUUGUUGAAACUGUCUCGAGUGAAAACCUACUGUACAUUUGCCCUAUGAAAACCAUUUUAUGGGUGUCCUUUCCUUUAAAGUUAUGAGUGUGGUUGGGGAAAAGGGUCACCAUCAGGUUCAGAGUCGUUUUCCACAUGGGAGAGUCCUAUCACACCAAAGCAUCUGCUUCACUUCUGGAUGUGCUGGUCUCUCUCCUGGCUUUCCUGCAAGAAGCUGAAUCACUUCUAUGUUUAUAAUAAAAGUGAUUUUUUAUCCAGUUGUUUUUCUUCAACAGACCUAUUCAAAAUCUCAGAUAAAAUCUUCUGGAAAUGCCAUAAGUCCUGAGAUGGAUGUCCAAAUGGCUGCCAGGACCCAAUGUUUUGUGGCCUGAAGGACCGUCUUUGUUUUGGAGCUCAGACCCAGGAACACAAGCCAGAGCCCUGAUCUCUCCAGGCAAUCACAGGAUAUAAAACGAUGCUCAAAAGCAAGCUCCAGAGAGCCUUGGUAACCUCCAAGAACACGCUGAGUGUAGGGAGAGCAGCAGAGGCAAAGCAGACAUGAGGAAGCUGCUGGCACCGCUGACCUUGACUCUGGCCCUGGCAGUGCUCUGCUGCUGUGAGAAAGAUCCCAAAGAGCCCUCAGGAUCUCCCAGCGCUGCCAGCAUCACAGUUAAAAAGGAAGUUGCCAAUGCCUUUGUGAAGAGGCAGAAGAGAUUCGACAUGUAUGAAUGGUACUCUGAGUAUUACAAGAGCCCAAUGGAGCAGAUGCGUGAGCGCUGUGAAAGCUACCCUCCCUGUGACUAUCUGUCUGACCAAAUAGGAUUUCCCAUGGCCUACAAUCGUUUCUUUGGGAGAUACUAAGGAUGGGAUGAUUAUUUUGAUCAUCUGACCGUUCUGAACCCCCCAGCAGAAAGAAUCUUGUGGAUAGGAAGAAGGGAAGAAGGACAUCUACACUGGGACCUUCUUCUGUUGUCUCCUUUGCCAGCUGAAACACGAAGGCAAUAAUUAUCCCACUUGUCUGGAUUGCAUCGGCUUUCUUGCUUUCAUCAAAAAUGUUUCUUCUCUGUUGUCUUCUGUGGUAUUUUCAGUGCCAGCAGAAAUGGCUGAGAAGACUCUGUGUUACCUGCUUCCUUUGUAAAUACUAUUACAUAGCCAGAAAUCACGUCCCAGUAUGCUCUUCUUAUUAUUCUAUCACAAAAUUUGCCUGUAUAACAUCAAUAUUAAAAUCCCCAGAAGAGUGUUUGAAGACCUUUUAGACAAGCUCUUCCAUUUGUGUGCUACAUUCAGUGACUGUGAAAAAUGAAUCAGAAAUCUCUUACUGCAACUGAUUGCUGGUGAAACUGAGUAUACCGAAGCAGAACAAAAAAAUCUGUCCCUCUCUGAUGCUUUAGUUUUUGUGCUUGAAACUAAACUUAUCAAAAUAACUCCCCAAAAGCAAACAAAAUAAAGCAAUAAACUUUAUGAAAUAAAAAGAAAGCCAUUCAGCGGUGGAUUGAAGUUGGGACAGCAUUUUGUUCAUUCAAGGCAUCUUGCCUCUCUCUUUAUAUAUAUAAUGUAUAUAUGUAUCUUAUAUAUAUAUAUAUAUAUAUGUAUCUUCUUCCCUCUACACUGCUUCGUUGUAUCUCUCUGUAUGAAUGUUAUACAUCAGCAACUUUCUGCAGUCUCCCUUGACAUGGUCUGUCAGCACGUUUUCCCUGAGGAGGUAGAUGGCAAAUCCUAUCUCCAAAAAGUAGAAACUGCUGAACCUCAAGAAACUGAGAAAGACCAAAUCUCUCUGGUUUCAUGUAAGCUGGUGCAGCCAUUCCCAGAUGCUCACUGCAAUAAAUACUGCUUAUGUAAAGUA